GUGCCGGCCCCGCCCGCCGCUGCGGCCAGCCUCCGCCCGCCGGGGACGCGACCGACGCGGCGGCGAGCCCCGGCGGCGAGGACCGCUCGGCAGCCGCGGCACGACCGGGGGGCGCCGGCGCAAAUGAAGUGCGAGAACUGCACCAAAAAGGAAUGCAGUAAAAAGCAGAAAAAUGAUGAUACACAGAGUACAUCUGUUGAUGCACUGAGUUCAAGUGAUGGUUUUGAAGAGAAAAAUGAGUUUCCUACAUUGGCUAAUGCUAAAAUACUCCUUAGUGACUGCCUAGCAUGUGACAGUUGUAUGACAUCGGAGGAAGGAGCCAGAGUUUUCCAGCAGAAUCAGAAGGAGCUCUUUCGUAUUCUUAACCUUAAUAAGAAAUGUGAUACCUCAAAACACAAAGUGUUGGCAGUGUCUAUAUGCCCUCAGUCAUUGCCUUAUUUUGCUGCUAAGUUCAAUCUCUCUGUGAAUGAUGCAGCCAAGAGACUCUGUGGUUUCCUCAAAAGUCUCGGGGUGCAUUAUGUAUUUGACACCACUAUAGCUGCCGAUUUCAGUCUCCUGGAGAGCCAGAGGGAGUUUGUGCAGCGAUAUCAACGGAGGAACCAGGAGGAGCAUGCCUUACCAAUGUUUGCCUCUGCUUGCCCUGGUUGGAUCCGGUAUGCUGAAAGGGUACUAACCAAUCUUGUGACCUCUCACAUUUGCACUGCAAAGUCUCCACAGCAGAUCAUGGGGUCCCUGGUGAAGGGUUACUUUGCCAGGCAGCAGAACUUGUCUCCUGAUAAAAUUUUCCAUGUAAUUGUGGCGCCCUGUUAUGACAAAAAACUGGAAGCCUUGAGGGAAGAUUUCUACACUGCCUUGUAUAAUUCACAAGAAGUUGAUUGUGUCCUGACAUCAGGUGAAAUUGUCCAAAUAAUGGAACAGAAAAAUGUGUCUAUGAAAGAUGUGACUGAAGUAUCUGUAGAUACUUUGUUUGAUGACAUGAAGGAGGGAGAUGUAGUAAGGCAUGAUGGGAAGAGAUCUGAUGGUUACCUGGAGCACAUUUUUAAAUAUGCUGCAAAGGAGCUUUUUGGCAUGGAGGUCAAGGAAAUCACCUACAAAGCAUUAAAGAACAAGGACUUCCAAGAAGUUACCCUUGAAAAGGAUGGUGAGACAGUGCUGCGUUUCGCAGCAGCUUAUGGCUUUAGAAAUAUCCAAAACAUGGUUCUGAAGAUGAAAAAAGGAAAGUUUUUAUACCAUUUUGUAGAAGUCCUUGCCUGCCCGGGAGGGUGUCUAAAUGGAAAAGGCCAGGCACAAACUGAAGAUGGAAAACCAGAUAAAGCACUGCUGAACCAGAUGGAAGAAGUGUAUGCUGCAAUACCUGUCAGACUUCCAGAAACCAACGUGCAUGUACAAAAGAUGUACCAGGACUGGCUGGAAGGCAUGGACUCUAAAAAGGUCCAGGAGACUUUGCACACCACAUAUAGUGCAGUCAAUCAAACAGCAAGUAGUUUGGAUAUCAAAUGGUAAUAAAUCCAACUAGUAAAAGAUUUGCUUAGGUUAGUUACAAAUUCAGCACUGGAAACAUUCUAUGCAAUCGCAGAUGCUAUGCACUAGCCGAGUGUACGAAUGAGACGCUUCCCAAUUGUGGAUUAUUACUUGUGAAGAGCAAUUGGUUUUUAAAACCAGAAAGAGCAGUCUCCAAAAGCCCUGGUUCCUGCCAUUGCCAUUUAAUUCUUCCUGUGUAUAAUCUCAUAUAUAUAAUGGAUUUCUUUAUUCAAAAGUGUGACCCUGUAAGGUACUUCGCACUCUCUGCCAGGGGCACAGAGUGUAAUUCCUGAUGAAGUUACUCCCAGAAUUGAAGGGUUCCCUUCACAAAAUGGGCUCCCCUGGGAAGGUGAGAUUAUUCUGCUCGUCUUCCUGGGUAUGCAGUUCCUUUCAUAAUAGAGAAAACAGUCCUGAAUUUCAGAAUUGCAGUUGUUGUGAAGUAACUUGGAAUUUACUUGCCUUGUUAACAACACCUUUACAGGGAUAAAUGUGUAUAUGGAGAAGUGGCAUGAAUUAAUGAAUGCCCUGUCUCCAUAGUUAACAAAAACUGCUCAGUUGCAGACUUGUCACCAUUCCUUACCAAUGCGAUGUUUUUUGUAAGGAACAAAAUGCUUCAUCUACACUUAACUUGGGGAAACUAAUGCUAAAUUGUUACAGUGCAAUCCUUCAUUCAGAAUACUUCCAGAUAGGUUGGGUGGUACAAAAAGAGAACUUUUCUUUCCUGGUAAGUUUUCUUAGAAACUUGCAGCUAGGAAGAGUGGUGCUGCUUGCUUUGGCAGGCUUUGUUCGAAGAGUGAAACAUGCAUAUGCGCUGUCAUGUGAGCACAUGCAUACUGCAGCUUUGCCAGGUUUGCUGAGCCAGGCUUCCAGCACUUUUUACUCUCUUGUGUUUUGGUACACAGAAUACCAGAUUGUUCUUCCACUUAUCUCCAUGUUGACAGACUUCUGUAAAAAUAACUUUAUGGAGUGCCUCUGAAAAAAGCCACUUAGCCAUGCUUGUGAGCUCCUCAAAGUUACUAUAAGUCAGCAUCAUAAAUUUUGGUGUGCUUACUUUAGAUACGCUGUAGAGGUUUCAUUCAACGAAGUGGUAUUUGCAUGCAAGCUUUUCCUGCAACCUCAGGAGUUGUCAGAGGGUCAUUCAAGAAUGUAAUGGACAAAAAGAUACCCUACUGCCACACUUCCUUAGAUUUUCCUAGUAGCAAUGGAUUUGCUCAGGAUUUGCUGUUUGAAGCUGGCAAAGUUUCAGCUUUCCUUUUCCAGUCUGAAAGUGGGGAUGGGCUUUUUUAAUCAUUUCAGACAGUUUGAAUGAACAUUCUUGUAAACUUUGUAAUGUCACAACUGCUUGUAUGAGUAAGACCUAAUACUGCAAAAACCCAUGUGUAUUUGAAAUCCUCAUUUAACUUGAACACAGUAGAUGGGAUAAAGGCAUCAGUGAAGUCAGUGCAAGUUCUUGCAUUGGCCAAACAUCAGACAACAUGUUGAGUCAGAAGGAGGGAGCCAGACCUAAGUGCGUUACCCUGAUGACAAGAGAGUUCUCUUAAUGUGAAGCUGUUGAUAGAAUUGCAGCUUUCAGUUGGACCGCCACCUAAAUAACAUCUCACUUGGAGGGAUGUUUUCUUUCAAGUAUAAAUGAAUUUGAUUACUGUGCUACCCAAAUGCACGCAAUGAGAUUACACCCAUAAAUUAGCCUUUGUAAAUUGUUCCUUGUAAUAAUAAAAACAUUAUGCUUACGUGGUGCAAUAUCAGAACAUCUCCAGAAAUCUACCUCUGUACAGGAAGGGAGUCCAGAAAUCGUGGAAAGACCUAUGUAUAGGCAGAACUGUAGUAAAUAUUGCCUAAAUAACGAUGGUGGUGUUGCAUGAAAUUUCUGAACAGAUGACAAUUUCUGAACAGAUGACUUCUAGAAGCAACAUCCAGCUCUUUUGGUCUGAAUUUCUUUGUUAUGAUUUCCUCCAAAAACUUAAACAGAAUUAUCUUGUUUAAAAAAAAAAAAAAAGAAAAAAGUGGUCUUGUUCUGUUUGUAUACGCAUAUGUUUCUAUGUAUAUAUGAUGGCAUGUUUAAAUUAUAUUGCUUCAGUUCUCUGUAUAGUACGCUUAUUCUUUUUUACGUGCAUAUACUGAUGGAAUGGUGUGAAAAAGUUGUUUGCUGUUCUGAUGAAAUCUUUACAAAACUACACAAGAGCUGCCUUGCAAUUCUGAAAGGAUGCCCUUGAACUGAUUGUACAACUUGGAAAUGUUCCUCUUGUGUAGGUGGUGCUGCCACCUGUGUUCUGCCAUUGUGCUUGCCUGGGGCACUGAAGGGCCUUGCUUCUCGUGGUAGUGGGAGUCACUAGGAAUGGGCCAGUAGGUGAAAUAAAUCUGUCUAUGAUGUGCUGUGCUCUCAUAACAAGGGAAACCGGUGGCUAAAUCAGUGCAUAAAAUAAACUUCUUCAGUUUAAUCCACCAUUUCUUCCAUUUACUCAAGUGUUUCAACCUAUUGAGACGGUAGCAAUGUAAAACUACUAGAUGAUUUGUCUGCUACAGUAUGUGUUUAAAGACAAGACAUCUAACUGCAGCUUUUAUUGGCUAGGUGGAAUGUGUGUAUAAUAGCUAGUGACUGAUAAUAGUAUUUUAUUUGGUCAGCUUUUGUUUUAUAAGACUUGGAAGUAAAAUUGAUUUUAAGUUUUUUAAGAGCUUUUCUUAAAGUGCCAGUUGAAAAGAAAAAGAUUUCUCCGUUAACUGUAGUGAAUAUUCCUCCCUCUACCUUGCUUCACUGAAAUUUUAGCAUAUAUCAGAAAACCUUGUUUUGACAAUUCGCAUACAGUGAAAUACUUAAGGUUAAAUUCUGGCUUUUAAGUCUACAGUUGGGAAGUUUGUUGUUCUUGACAACAUGUGUUUCUAGCCACAUUUUGAAAAUAAAGCAUUAUUUAGUUCCCUAGUAUGAUUUUGGCAACUAAUAAUUUCCAUUGCUACUGCCUUUUCAGCAAUAGGAAAAGUUCCUCGUGGCCACAGCUUCUGAGCUGAAUGUUGUGCUGAGACAGUCUUGCCUCUCCAUGAUUUUUAGAAAACCCUAAAUUGGAGGCAUUGCAGGAAAGUAACUGGAAAUGCUGAAUUAAUUUUGAAAUUGUCUUGGGGUAUUACUGACUUGAGCAUACCAAGUGCUUGAUACCUUGCAUUAUAUCACUUUAUUCUGAGACUGCUAUAUCAAGGGGUAUGUGUUGAGAAGCCCUCUUGCUAUGCCUUCUCCAGUCAGUUUUUGCCUCAGCACCUCAUGUUUGUCCACUACAGCUACGGAACACAGACAGACAUGGGCUAUGUUAUCACUUAGAGUAAUACAUCUGUAUAUUGAUAUAUCUGUAUAUAACAGAUAUAUCUGUAGGCAGCAGUCUCAGCUGGAAUAUAUUUGGAUAAUGUUCAGUUACCUAAAUUUUGGUGCUUUGUAUUCAAAUAGAGCAUGACCAUGAAUUGUCCUAAAUAAAUCUUGGUACUGAAUUA
Molecule: messenger RNA, 4995 nt
Organism: Pezoporus flaviventris
Lineage: Eukaryota; Metazoa; Chordata; Aves; Psittaciformes; Psittacidae
Gene: NARF
Product: nuclear prelamin A recognition factor
Exons: 12
Coding region: 124-1503 (459 amino acids)
Cellular component (GO): lamin filament
Molecular function (GO): lamin binding
Source: RefSeq, a predicted model, not a curated record